This is a messenger RNA of Passer domesticus (house sparrow), 1550 nucleotides long. RefSeq names its product chromobox protein homolog 5-like. The record is from RefSeq and is a predicted model, not a curated record. Gene Ontology annotation, cellular component: pericentric heterochromatin; nucleus. Gene Ontology annotation, biological process: negative regulation of transcription by RNA polymerase II; chromatin organization. Gene Ontology annotation, molecular function: chromatin binding. Lineage: Eukaryota; Metazoa; Chordata; Aves; Passeriformes; Passeridae.
GGGGGGGUGGAAAGGCGGGCGGACGCAUGCGCGGAGCGCGGCCGGCGGCGCUUGCGCGCUGCGGGCGGUUUUGGCGGGCGGAGCGCGGAGCGGCGGCAGCGCGGAGCGGCGGCCAAACCGCGGCGGACGGGCCCGCGCCGGAGCCGCUCCCCGCGCAGAGCGGUGGCUGCGCUAUGGGCAGGAGGAGCCGGCGGGCAGCCGACAGCUCGUCCUCGGGGGAGGAGGAGGAGUAUGUGGUGGAGAAGGUUCUGGAUCGGCGCGUGGUGAGGGGCCAGGCCGAGUACCUGCUCAAGUGGAAGGGCUUCUCCGAGGAGCACAACACGUGGGAGCCCGAGAAGAACCUGGACUGCCCCGAGCUGAUCUCGCAGUUCCUGCGCAAGGACCGCAGGAUGAGGGACAUGAGGGACAUGAGGGACAGCGAGGGGACACGGCCCCGCGAGCGCCCCGAGGGCGCCAAGCGCAAGGGACUGCCCGGGGAGGACGGCAGGGCCAAGAAGAAGAGGGAGAGCAAUGACAUCGCCCGCGGCUUCGAGCGGGGGCUGGAGCCCGAGAAGAUCAUCGGGGCCACCGACUCCUGCGGGGACCUCAUGUUCCUCAUGAAGUGGAAGGACACGGACGAGGCUGACCUGGUGCUGGCCAAGGAGGCCAACCUCAAGUGUCCCCAGAUUGUCAUCGCGUUCUACGAGGAGCGGCUGACGUGGCACGCGUACCCCGAGGACAGCGAGCCCAAGGAGCGCGACCCGGCCCGCAGCUGAGCCCUGCCGGGCCACCGUGUCCCCAGGGCCACCCUGUCCCCCGGGCCACCAUGUCCCUGGGUCACUGUGUCCCCGGGUCACCGUGUCCCUGGGUCACCGUGUCCCUGGGUCACCAUGUCCCUGGGUUACCGUGUCCCUGCCGUGUCCCUGGGGUCACCCUGUCCCCCAGGUCACCGUGUCCCUGGGUUACCGUUGUCCCUGGGUCACCAUGUCCCCAGGGUCACCAUGUCCCUGUCCCUGCCAUGUCCCCAGGGUCACCGUGUCCCCCCUGGGUCAUCGUGUCUCUGGGGUCACCGUGUCCCCCAGGGUCGCCCUGUCCCCCGGGUCACUGUGUCCCUGUCCCUGCUGUGUCCCUGGGUCAUCAUGUCCCCAGGUCACCGUGUCCCUGGGGUCCACCGUGUCCCUGUCCCUGCCGGGUCACCGUGUCCCUGCCGUGUCCUGGGUCACCGUGUCACCAUGUCCCCGGGUCACCGUGUCCCCAGGUCACUAUGUCCUCUGGGUCACUGUGUCCCCAGGGUCAGCGGGUCACCGUGUCCCUGCCGUGUCCCGGGUCACCGUGUCCCUGUCCCUGCCGUGUCCCGGGUCACCAUCCCGUGGCCCCGCCCCUCGGGGCUGGUCCCCCAGCCUGUCCCCACCCCCGGGGCGGCUUUGGGGGAGUGGCCCCGGUUUUGGUGUUUUUUAAAGUCGGUGUUUUUAGCCGGGGCCCCCCCGGGGUGUCCCCGUGUCCCCCUCGGUCCCCGCCCCGUGUUGUCCCCAAGCCCCGGAUUUGCUUCCAAUAAACUGUCACUUUUCAGA